UUAAAUUCCAUACACAAGGCUCUUGUCUGAUUUAUACCCAAAUGAGUGGACAAAAUGGACAAAGUGAAUGGACAAAAUUUAUGGUGGAUGAAAUAUACAUUCAAAAUAACUGAAUUAUAAUGGACGGAGGAACAAUGGCAAUGUAUGCUUUGCCUACAAGUUUCGGUACACCGCAGAACCGUGGAGGAUAUAGAGGGCGCCAGCAGAUUCCGCCCGCUCAAGAUGGUCCGACUCCGAAAGAGGGCAAGGACCGGUUUGUGAACCCCUUGUUGAGCACUCAAGCGGUGGCGACGUUUGAUGGAAAGCGAAUGAGAAAAGCGAUUCAUCGUAAAACCGUUGACUACAACUCUGCUGUGAUAAAAUAUGUUCAGAACCGGAUUUGGCAGCGAGACUACAGGGACAAGAGAGCCAUACAGCCAGACAAUUUGUAUCAGCUUGACAUUGAACCGCCGUGCAGCACACUGGAAAACCCCAUUAACGCUGUGACGACCAAGUUCGUGAGGACAUCGACAAACAAAUUCCGCUGUCCAAUUUUUGUUUUAACUUGGACCCCCGAAGGUAGGAGACUUGUGACUGGAGCGUCGAGUGGAGAAUUCACUUUGUGGAAUGGACUGGCAUUUAAUUUUGAAACUAUAUUACAGGCCCACGACACAUCGGUGCGCGCGAUGCGGUGGAGUCACAACGACCAGUGGAUGGUGACAGCCGAUCACUCGGGCUACAUCAAGUACUGGCAGACCAACAUGAACAACGUCAAGAUGUACCAGGGCCACAAGGAGCCCAUCCGCGGAAUCAGUUUUUGCCCGAGCGACAGUAAAUUCGCAACAUGCUCUGACGAUGGGACCGUGCGUCUUUGGGACUUUGUAAGAGGACACGAAGAGAGAAUUCUCAGAGGUCACGGUGCGGACGUGAAGAGUGUUGACUGGCACCCGACUAAAGCUCUGAUAGCGUCGGGCAGCAAGGACAACCAGCAGCCAAUCAAACUGUGGGAUCCACGUUCAGGAAACAGCCUCGCAACCAUUCACGGCCACAAACACACGGUGAUGCAGUUGUCAUGGAAUCAGAACGGGAACUGGCUGUUGACGGCAUCACGUGACCACCUGUUGAAGCUGUUUGACAUCCGCAACAUGAAGGAAGAGAUGCACACGUUCAAGGGCCACAAGAAGGAGGCCACAGCUGUGGCGUGGCACCCGAUUCACGAAGGUCUGUUUGCUAGCGGAGGGUCUGAUGGAGCGAUCAUGUUCUGGAUGGUUGGGUGUGACCGUGAGGUGGGCAGCAUGGAGGAGGCUCAUGAGGGCAUGGUGUGGACGCUCGCCUGGCACCCGAUGGGUCACAUCCUCGCGUCCGGCUCUAAUGACCACUCCACGAAAUUCUUUACGAGAAAUCGCCCCGGAGAUCGGAUGCGUGACAAAUACAACUUGAAUAACCUGCCUGCGGGGACUGAGCAAGAGUUGCUGGAAUAUGAUCUGGAACCACAGCUGAUGCCCAGCUUGCCUGGAAUGGGUUUAGAGCACGGUCUGCCCGAACACCUCAAACCUAAAGUUGAGGAGGAAGUUGAGGAGACGUUGCCGUCGAUCCCCGGCCUUGACCUUCAGGCGGAGAACUUCCAGGCGUUCCAGAUGAACGACGCCCCCAAGAAGAAGAUUCCGUAUGCCCGGCCCAUCCCGCGCUCCUUCGAGCAGGCGUGGAAGGACAACAAGAUGAUGUUGCCUGGCGACGACAAGGAGCAGAAGAUGCCCAAACGGCAGAAGAAAAACAGACAGAUGCAGCCCAGUCCAGAUCGGGGUCAGGGUCAGGGUCAGGGUCAAGGUCGGUUUGACGAGAAGAUGGAUCGGAGGCAGCGUGACCGGGGAAACGAAUCAUGGCAGCAGCAGAUGGAUCCAGAUUUUCAGGGUCCUGGCAACGAGCCCGGUAUGCCGGGUCAAUUCAUGGGUGGAGAAAAGCCGUUCAGAGGAGACGGUCACAUGAAUCGAUCUCAGAUGCCGUUUGGAGAGCAGCCGGGACUGAACAUCCAGCAGAUAGGACCAGGGAUGGGAUCAGGGAUAGGAUCGGGGAUAGGAUCGGGGAUGGGAUCCGGAAUGGGAUCGGGAAUGGGAUCCGGGAUGGGUGUCCAGCAGAUAGGAGGUCGAGGAUCUCAGUCAGAUUUCAUAGGAGGAGGUCAAGGCGAGAUGAGAAUGGGUCAAGGUCAAGGACAAAGAAUGUUCAGUUUUGGUAACCUAGGCAACCAGCGAAACCAGCAGCCAGGCAUGAUGGGAGGACCGAACAUGAAUGACAUGAGACAGCAGAACAUGAUUGGUCAGCAGCAGAUAAGAGAUCCCAUGAUGCAACAGGGCAUGAACAGGUCGUCGUCGCAGCAACAACAGAUGAUGGAGUUUGGUGUGAAUAACAUGAGUGGUUCGCAGGACUCCAUGAACAAUCAGCCCAUGAACCGCGGCUUUGGCAGACAGGGUCACGGUCAGAGUGGAGCAGGUCAGAUUGGAGGUCAAGGUCAGGGUAACCGUAAUGGUGAAGAUCAAGACUUCCGAGGUCAAGUUUUCACUGACCGAGAUGAGAGAGAAAUGAUGGGCGACCUUGACCUGCGGCAGAUGGGGUCGGGCGGUCUGAACCAGUUUGGUGGUAACAGAGGUCGUGGUGGCGGAAGUGGAAUGAUGAUGGGAGGAGGUUCUGUGUCGCACAUGGGCGGCCGCGACUUCUCAGACAGAGAUAUUGGAAGCGGUCCGAAUCGAGGGGGUCUAGGAGGCAGGGGAAGUAAUCGAGCUGGCUUUUCACAGCAGCACGGCAGGGGUCAGAAAAGCGAGUGGGUGGAUGAUGACAACGACCUCCGACCCGGGAGGCGUUUACAAGGCGAUGUGGCAUCUGGUGGUCAGCGUGGCGGUUCACUCGGCCAGCAAUUUCCCGACCGCGGCGGUGUCGACGAUGAUAUCAGUGAGUUUGACAGCUUCAACAACAGUGCAGACCAAAUGGUGAGGGGGAGAGGUCAGGCCGAGGGGGCCAGGGGCCAGAGACCCGACUUCCCUGCCUCCAACAGAGGGCGGCAGUUCAACAGUCCCAACAGGGGGCGGAUGGGAGGCGGAGGUGGAGGGCAGCAGGCCGGGGAUCAAGGCUCGUUCCAAGACUAUUCGGCGGAGGACGGACCCAGUCGGAAACGCGGAUUCGACGACGGACCCGGUACAUGGGACAGGGGCGGCAACCAAGGAGGGGCGAGUGGCGACGAGCAAGGGAUGAACUUUGGGCGGGGUCUCGGGGGGUGGCACGGGCAAGACGGAGAUGGUGGAAAGAGAGAAGACUUCUCCUCAAAUCGCGGCGAUCGCUUUGGUAGUCCCAGAGGAGGGAGGGGUGGUGGUGGUGGUAGGGGAGGGGGUGGUGGUAGGGGAGGAGGAGGUGGUGGUGGCAGGGGAGGGAGAGGUAGAGGAAUGGGUGGAGGACGGGGCGGUAGGUCUGGUGGAGGUAGUAUGAGUGGUAGAGGAGGGGGUGGGUUCAGAGGAGGAAGGGGAAGAUAA
Gigantopelta aegis is the source of this 3497-nucleotide messenger RNA. RefSeq names its product flowering time control protein FY-like. NCBI's taxonomy places the organism in Eukaryota, Metazoa, Mollusca, Gastropoda, Neomphalida, Peltospiridae. The transcript has 18 exons. The coding region runs from base 120 to 3497 and encodes 1125 amino acids. The record is from RefSeq and is a predicted model, not a curated record. Gene Ontology annotation, cellular component: mRNA cleavage and polyadenylation specificity factor complex. Gene Ontology annotation, molecular function: protein binding.